Molecule: messenger RNA, 1248 nt
Organism: Anas platyrhynchos (mallard)
Lineage: Eukaryota; Metazoa; Chordata; Aves; Anseriformes; Anatidae
Product: olfactory receptor 14J1-like
Biological process (GO): G protein-coupled receptor signaling pathway
Cellular component (GO): membrane
Molecular function (GO): olfactory receptor activity; G protein-coupled receptor activity
Source: RefSeq, a predicted model, not a curated record
AUGGCUAACAGCAGCUCUGUCAGUGAGUUCCUCCUCCUGCCAUUUGCAGACACACGGGAGCUGCAGCUCCUGCACUUCGCACUCUUCCUGGGCAUCUACCUGGCUGCCAUCCUGGGCAACGGCCUCAUCCUCACCGCUGUAGCCUGCGACCACCGCCUCCACACCCCCAUGUUCUUCUUCCUCCUCAACCUCGCCCUCCUCGACCUGGGCUGCAUCUCCACCACUCUCCCCAAAGCCAUGGCCAAUUCCCUCUGGGACACCAGGGCCAUCUCCUAUGAAGGAUGUGCUGCACAGGUCUUUCUCUUUGCCUUCUUGACUGGAGCAGAGUUUUCAGUCCUUACUCUCAUGGCCUAUGAUCGCUACAUUGCCAUCUGCAAGCCCCUGCACUAUGGGAGCCUCCUGGGCAGCAGAGCUUGUGCCCAGAUGGCAGCAGCUGCCUGGGGCAGUGGAUUUCUCCAUGCUGUGCUGCACACUGCCAUUACAUUUUCCCUGUCCCUCUGCCAAGGCAAUGCUUUGGACCAGUUCUUCUGUGAAAUCCCCCAGAUCCUCAAGCUCUCCUGCUCAGAUGCCUACCUCAGGGAAGUUGGGGCACUUAUGUUUAGUGUUUCUUUUUUAUUUGGUUGUUUUGUUUUCAUUCUUUUCUCCUAUGUGCAGAUCUUCAGGGCUGUGCUGAGGAUGCCCUCUGAGCAGGGACGACACAAAGCCUUUUCCACUUGUCUCCCUCACCUGGCUGUGGUCUCCCUCUUUGUCAGCACUGCCAUGUUUGCCUACCUCAAGUCCCCCUCCACCUCCUCCCCAUCCUUGGACCUGGUCUUGUCUCUUCUGUACUCAGUGGUGCCUCCAGUAGUGAACCCCCUCAUCUACAGCAAGAGGAACCUGGAACUGAAGGAUACCUUAAGGAAAUUAUUUACAUUCUUGCUUCUUAAGCAUCAGAAACGUGACCAUCAUCUUAACAAGACAGGCCACUUGCUUCUGGGCUUCACCAUGGAUCAGAGUCCCAGAGUGAUCAGUGAAGGACUGAGGGCUGAACUGAGAGUAUCCUUCUUGGUUGCACAUGGCCCAGUAAACUGUAACUGGCCUUUGACUUUCCUGCCUGGUACUGUCCAACUGGUGCUGGGACUGAUGGUAAAUGGCAUCCUGGAGAGCAAUCUGGAGAGGAAGAAUUUAUUCAUUGAAUCAGUAAGGUUGGAAAAGACCUCCAAGAUCAUCUGGUCCAACCAUUUCCCUACCGCCAGGAUCAUCCAUUAA